UGCUGUUCAAGAAAGCCAUUUCCAGUUUCUUUUUCGUCUAAAAAUGAAAAAAUAAGUAGUUCAGCUUCACACGAAAUUUAGCUUGUCUGUUUCUUGCUUUCACUUCAUAAUAUCUAACUAAUUCUUGGUUUUGGUUGUCAAACGUGGUACAAAUUGCAAGAACGUGGGAGGCCCGUUUUUCUUUGUGUUCAUUUCUUGCUGCCCUUUAAGUUUCGGGGCUCAGUUUCAAGGGAUUUGAGUUCUGAGUGAAUCAUAAGUGCUUCUGAUUCUGGCUCUCCUGAUUUUCAACUGAAAGGUUUAACACCUUGAAUGGCGGCGAUACUGGCUUCAUAUAGCUGCUGUUGUAGCAUUGGAGAAUUAGCAUAUCGUGGAAGGGUGCAAGAUGAUCUGAGUUUUUCAGGCUUGUUAUCGCACAAUAGUUAUGCAGAUUUUGACAAAGAUUUGUACAAUCUGGCUAAAGCUAGGAAAUUCUAUAGGUUUCGAGUCAGAAUGCAACAGACAGAAAUUCCCACAAAAGUAGGUACAAACGGACGAGCUACUAAAAUGUUACCUGCAACCGAGGUCAAGAAACGAAUCUCUCCAUCCAUAAGUACAACAGACAACGUAAAUGGAGCCCCCAAGAAUGUGAAUGGGGUACGUGAUGUGAAUGGAGGAAGAAGUCUUGUUAAGAGAGAUCCUACUCCACCCCUUUCAAAAACUUCAACUACUAAAGAGCUUCCUCCUAUUGAAGACCUGAAAGUUUUACCUUCAGAUGAAGGUUUUAGUUGGGCCAAUGAAAAUUAUAACUCAGUACAAAGAACUAUAGAUGUGUGGUCUUUUGUUCUUUCACUUCGUGCGCGAAUCUUUUUGGACAAUGCAAAGUGGACAUAUGUUGGAGGCUUCUCCGAGGAUAAGCAGGGGGAGAGGAGACGACGUACUGCCUCAUGGUUAAGGGAAUGUGUGUUGCAACUUGGUCCGACUUUUAUAAAGCUUGGUCAAUUGUCAUCAACUAGAUCCGAUCUGUUUCCCAAAGAAUUUGUUGAUGAGCUUGCGAAGUUGCAGGAUAGAGUACCUGCCUUUUCACCAAGCAAAGCAAAGAAAUUCGUUGAAAAUGAAUUGGGUGCACCUAUCCACAUUUUGUACAAGGAGUUUGAAGACUUACCAAUUGCAGCUGCUAGUCUUGGUCAGGUACACCGGGCUAUCUUGCACAACGGAGAGAAAGUAGUCGUGAAAGUUCAAAGACCAGGACUAAAGAAACUUUUCAACAUUGAUCUUAAAAAUUUAAAGCUGAUCGCUGAAUACUUUCAAAGGAGUGAAACUCUCGGCGGCCCAACAAGGGAUUGGAUUGGAAUAUAUGAAGAAUGUGCUAAGAUCUUGUACGAGGAAAUUGAUUACGUGAAUGAAGGAAAGAAUGCUGAUAGAUUUCGUCGGGAUUUUCGAAAUAUAAAGUGGGUCCGAGUACCUAUGGUCUACUGGGAUUAUACAGCAACAAAGGUGUUGACGUUGGAGUAUGCUCCCGGCAUUAAGAUAAACCAGUUAGAUAUGAUAGACGCGCGGGGAUACAGUCGGGCUAAUAUUUCGUCACGUGCUAUUGAAGCCUACUUAAUUCAGAUACUAAAGACUGGUUUCUUCCAUGCUGAUCCUCAUCCUGGAAAUCUUGCUAUUGAUGUGGACGAAGCGCUUAUUUACUACGACUUCGGCAUGAUGGGAGAAAUUAAGAGCUUUACAAAGGAAAGACUCUUAGAGGUUUUCUAUGCUGUUUAUGAAAAGGAUGCAAAAAAGGUUAUGCAAGGUCUCAUAGAUCUUGGAGCACUUCAGCCCACAGGAGACAUGACAUCGGUGAGGAGAUCGGUGCAGUUUUUCUUGGAUAAUUUGCUAAACCAGAGACCCGAUCAACAGCAAACUUUGUCAGCAAUUGGUGAGGAUUUAUUUGCAAUAGCAACAGAUCAGCCAUUCCGCUUUCCUUCCACUUUUACAUUCGUGCUGAGGGCGUUUUCAACACUUGAAGGCAUCGGCUAUACUCUCAACCCGGAUUUUUCCUUUCCGAAGAUUGCUGCACCUUAUGCUCAGGAGCUCUUGGACUUAAGACAGCAGCAGCGUACUGGGACACUCGUUCAAGAAAUAAGGAAACAAGCCGACGAUGCAAGAUCGUCCACGAUCUCCAUGCCUUAUCGGAUCCAGCAGAUAGAAGACAUAGUGAAACAGCUUGAAUCCGGAGAUUUGAAGCUCCGAGUCCGAGUCCUCGAGUCGGAGAGAGCAGCAAGAAAAGCUACAGUACUACAGAUGGCAACCAUAUAUACCGUUGCCGGCGGUACCCUCCUAAAUCUUGGGGUCACAUUCAGCAACCAAGGCAGUGAAGUCAUCGCAAACGGUUCUUUCGUUGCUGCAGGUGUUUUCUUCACUCUGUUUAUCAGAUCCAUGCAGAGGGUGAGCAGACUUGAUAAAUUUGAGAAAAUGAUUUGAUAUCUGCUUCAUGUGUACAGGUUUUUUCUCCUUGUUCCAUUGAUUAGACCUGCUUAAAGGAUGGAAAAAGAUUUAAUCAAGAAAAAUAUCUAUAUAUAUAUAUAUUUAUUUA
Messenger RNA from Sesamum indicum (sesame), 2554 nucleotides. RefSeq names its product protein ACTIVITY OF BC1 COMPLEX KINASE 7, chloroplastic. NCBI's taxonomy places the organism in Eukaryota, Viridiplantae, Streptophyta, Magnoliopsida, Lamiales, Pedaliaceae. Gene Ontology annotation, biological process: regulation of response to reactive oxygen species. The record is from RefSeq and is a predicted model, not a curated record.